Populus trichocarpa (black cottonwood) is the source of this 1206-nucleotide messenger RNA. RefSeq names its product xyloglucan endotransglucosylase/hydrolase 2. The record is from RefSeq and is a predicted model, not a curated record. Bases 108 to 974 code for a protein of 288 amino acids. The transcript is spliced from 3 exons. Gene Ontology annotation, molecular function: hydrolase activity, hydrolyzing O-glycosyl compounds; xyloglucan:xyloglucosyl transferase activity. Gene Ontology annotation, biological process: xyloglucan metabolic process; cell wall biogenesis. Gene Ontology annotation, cellular component: cell wall; apoplast. NCBI's taxonomy places the organism in Eukaryota, Viridiplantae, Streptophyta, Magnoliopsida, Malpighiales, Salicaceae.
UAGCUUUCCACAUAAACCCUAUCACCACCGCUCACAACACUCGCAUCAAACACUUGUCUCCUCUCCCCUUUGUCUCUCCCUCUCUCGAGUCUUGAUAUAACUAAGAAAUGGGGCUGUUCUGCAAUGGAUUCUCUCUGUUUCUGAUAGUUUGCUCCAUGGUGGUGGUUGCUUCUGGUAGUUUCUAUCAGGAUUUUGACUUGACAUGGGGCGACCACCGUGCAAAGAUAUUCAACGGAGGACAGCUCCUCUCCCUGUCUCUAGACAAGGUUUCUGGGUCUGGAUUCCAGUCCAAGAAGGAAUACUUGUUUGGGAGGAUUGAUAUGCAGCUCAAACUUGUUGCCGGCAACUCUGCUGGCACUGUAACAGCCUACUACUUGUCUUCUCAAGGAGCAACACAUGACGAGAUCGACUUCGAGUUCUUGGGGAACCUCAGCGGCGACCCUUACAUUUUGCACACUAAUGUGUUCACUCAGGGGAAGGGAAACAGAGAGCAGCAAUUCUAUCUCUGGUUUGACCCCACAAGAAACUUCCACACUUACUCCAUCAUCUGGAGCCAACAACACAUCAUUUUCUUGGUGGAUAAUUUUCCCAUAAGGGUGUUCAAGAAUGCCGAAUCAAUUGGAGUUCCUUUCCCCAAGAGCCAGCCCAUGAGGAUUUACUCCAGCCUCUGGAACGCCGAUGACUGGGCUACAAGAGGCGGGUUGGUGAAGACGGACUGGACGAAGGCACCCUUUACAGCUUACUACAGAAACUUCAAAGCUGAUGCCUGUACUUGGUCCUAUGGCACUUCUUCCUGUGGUUCCAGGUCUUCCAGUUCUUUCUCUGAUCGUGCAUGGCAUACCAACGCCCUCGAUGCUCCAAGCAGAAGAAGACUGAGAUGGGUCCAGAAAUACUUCAUGAUUUACAACUACUGCGCUGACCUAAAACGCUUCCCUCAAGGUCUCCCUCCUGAGUGCAGACGCUCAAGAUUCUGAGAGGUUCAUGGAUCAUGAAACCUUUCUUGAAAUUUAUGAUAUCCGAGCCCAUGGUUGAAGAUACAUUGCAUAUACCCUGCACUCCACGCUACAGUUGGCCUGAUUCAAGGCCAAAAUAAAAUCCAAUUCUUUUGUUUUUGUUUUUAUAAUUACCUACCUUUUUCAUGUUGUUGAUGGCUGUAAAUUCUACCCCAGAUAAUAAAGCUUCUUGUUUGAGUUUAGUUUUUCUAAA